GCAAAAUGACGGAAGAGGUAUGGUGCACGCAUCAGGAGGUAUCGCCCCUGCCCCUGCAGCCACUACUCUCACCAUCGCCGACCCCGCAUCGACGCUAACUCGACCUUAAUUCACGUUGUGGCCGACAGAUGGCAGUGGCUUGACAGCGCCAGCCAGCAGCCAUGAUAGUGAAUGGGAUGGCUUCAUUUUCGGCGACCCUCACCACUGCUUCUAGUAUGAUUUACAAUAACACCAGGUCUAAUGUGACCAGUCAUGAGCAGCCUCAUCCCGAUUGGACUGACCUGCUCGUCUUGAUCAUCAAAGGAUUUAUAUUCGGUACAAUAAUAGUGAUGGCAGUUCUCGGCAACGCGUUGGUGAUCAUCAGCGUGCAUCGCCACCGCAAACUGCGCGUAAUCACCAAUUACUACGUAGUCAGUUUGGCGAUGGCAGAUAUGUUGGUGGCCCUUUGUGCGAUGACCUUCAAUGCUAGCGUCGAACUGACAGGUGGAAAAUGGCUCUUCGGAUACUUUAUGUGCGACGUCUACAACAGCCUGGAUGUGUACUUCUCUACCGCGAGUAUUUUGCAUCUGUGCUGUAUCAGCGUAGACAGAUACUACGCGAUAGUUCGUCCAUUGGAGUAUCCCAUAACUAUGACCCACAAGACUGUCUCCUUCAUGUUGGCCAACGUUUGGCUGCUACCGGCACUGAUCAGCUUCACGCCCAUCUUCCUCGGCUGGUACACUACGGAACAACAAUUCCGUCUAAAAAACCCGAACGCGUGCAUAUUCGUAGUGAACAAACUGUACGCAGUGAUCAGUAGUUCAAUCAGCUUCUGGAUCCCCGGAAUAGUGAUGGUGACCAUGUACUACCGGAUAUACAAGGAGGCGGUGCGACAACGUAAGGCGUUGACUCGAACCUCCUCAAACAUCAUCCUGAAUUCCAUCCAUCAACAUCGGACGUCAUAUCGAGAGCGGUACGGUAAUGCAUAUAGGUAG
Messenger RNA from Acanthoscelides obtectus, 974 nucleotides. The record is from the annotation of a GenBank genome assembly. Lineage: Eukaryota; Metazoa; Arthropoda; Insecta; Coleoptera; Chrysomelidae.